AUGGGCAGCCAGGGCCACCCGGGGCCGCCCGGGAACAGCGGGCCGGGCGAGGGCGAGGGCGGGGAGGCGAGGAAACUGCAGGGAGGGAGGGUCGCGAGGGGGAAGCGAAGAAAGGGGAAGGGGAAGGGAAAAGCGGGAGCAGGACAGAGCGGAAGAGGAAGCGGGGCGGAAGGGAAGCCGGGGCUGCAGAAAGCGAAGGAGGCAGCGGGGCUGGGGGCCGAGGCGGGAGCCAGGGCAGGCCCAGGGGAGGAAGGAGAGGGAGGCGGAAGCGUGGAGGAAGGGGCGAGAAGGAUCGUGCUGGGAGAUGAGGGGAGCGCAGGGGCGGGGAAGGAGGCCAGAGGAAGAGGUGCUGGGAAAAAGGAGGAAUGGAGGGUCAGGCCUGGGCGGCGGGAGGACGCGAGGCCGGGGAGAGCGCAGGGACGAGCGGGUCAGGCGUGGGGCUGCAUCGCGGGGGCUGGGGCGGCGGGGGUGGCCAUGGCGGUAGCCGCCGAGGAGGAGGCGGCGGCCCGGGAGCCGGCGGGCCGCCCCGCUGCGGGGCCGGCGCUCUUGCGCCUGCCGGAGGAGCUGCUGCUGCUCAUCUGCUCCUACCUGGACAUGCGGGCCCUCGGCCGCCUGGCGCAGGUGUGCCGCUGGCUGCGGCGCUUCACCAGCUGCGACCUGCUCUGGCGCCGGAUAGCCCGGGCCUCGCUCAACUCCGGCUUCACGCGGCUCGGCACCGACCUGAUGGCCAGUGUCCCGGUGAAGGAACGGGUGAAGGUGUCUCAGAACUGGAGGUUGGGGCGCUGCCGAGAGGGGAUCCUGCUGAAGUGGAGAUGCAGUCAGAUGCCCUGGAUGCAGCUAGAAGGUGAUUCUCUGUACAUAUCCCAGGCUAAUUUCAUCCUGGCCUAUCAGUUCCGCCCAGAUGGUGCCAGCUUGAACCGUCGGCCCCUGGGAGUCUUUGCUGGGCAUGAUGAGGACGUUUGCCACUUUGUGCUGGCCAACUCGCACAUUAUCAGUGCAGGAGGAGAUGGGAAGAUUGGCGUUCAUAAGAUUCAUAGCACCUUCACUGUCAAGUACUCGGCUCAUGAACAGGAGGUGAACUGUGUGGAUUGCAGAGGGGGCAUCAUUGUGAGUGGCUCUAGGGACAGGACGGCCAAGGUUUGGCCUUUGGCAUCAGGUCGGCUGGGGCAGUGCUUACAUACCAUCCAGACUGAAGACCGAGUCUGGUCCAUUGCAAUCAGCCCAGUACUAAGCUCUUUUGUGACCGGGACGGCUUGUUGUGGGCACUUCUCACCCCUGAGAAUCUGGGACCUCAACAGUGGGCAGCUAAUGAUGCACCUGGGCAGUGACUUCCCCCCAGGGGCUGGGGUGUUGGAUGUCAUGUAUGAGUCCCCGUCCACACUCUUGUCCUGUGGCUAUGACACCUAUGUUCGCUACUGGGACCUCCGAGCCAGUGUCCGGAAGUGUGUCAUGGAGUGGGAGGAGCCCCACGACAGCACCCUGUACUGCCUGCAGACCGAUGGGAACCACCUGCUGGCUACUGGGUCCUCCUACUACGGGGUCGUGCGGCUGUGGGACCGGCGCCAGAGGGCCUGCCUCCACGCCUUCCCGCUGACCUCGACCCCGCUCAGCAGCCCUGUGUACUGCCUGCGCUUCACCACCAAGCAUCUCUAUGCCGCGCUCUCCUACAACCUCCACGUCCUGGACUUCCAGAACCUGUGACGGGGCCACCCCGGCCUGCGGGCCAGGGAAGCCAGCUACUCAGGGACCUCUCCGCCUGGAGGGUGCAGGGAUGCCUCCGCCC
Neomonachus schauinslandi (Hawaiian monk seal) is the source of this 1783-nucleotide messenger RNA. It is a transcript of the gene FBXW4, whose product is annotated as F-box and WD repeat domain containing 4. NCBI's taxonomy places the organism in Eukaryota, Metazoa, Chordata, Mammalia, Carnivora, Phocidae. Gene Ontology annotation, cellular component: SCF ubiquitin ligase complex. Gene Ontology annotation, biological process: SCF-dependent proteasomal ubiquitin-dependent protein catabolic process. Gene Ontology annotation, molecular function: protein binding. The record is from RefSeq and is a predicted model, not a curated record. Bases 1 to 1701 code for a protein of 566 amino acids. The transcript has 9 exons.